CCCGCGAGGAGAGUCCGGCAGCGGCGGGAGCGCGGAUCGCGCCGUGUCUAGGACAGCGCCUCCACGGAGCUUCCCUCCCGACCCUGUCUGCCUCGCGUCUCAGCUGCGGCCGCUCAGGUGCAGAAGAUGAAUAACCUUUCAUUUAGUGAGCUAUGUUGCCUCUUCUGCUGUCCACCUUGUCCAGGAAAAAUUGCUUCAAAAUCAGCUUUUUUGCCACCUGAUCCAACUUACACAUUGAUGUGUGAUGAAAGUGGAAGCCGCUGGACUUUACAUCUAUCAGAACGAGCAGACUGGCAGUACUCUUCAAGAGAAAAAGAUGCUAUUGAAUGUUUCAUGACUAGAACCAGUAAAGGCAACAGAAUUGCCUGCAUGUUUGUGCGUUGCUCACCCAAUGCCAAAUAUACUUUGCUCUUCUCACAUGGAAAUGCUGUUGAUCUUGGUCAGAUGAGCAGCUUUUACAUUGGACUGGGAUCACGGAUUAAUUGUAAUAUAUUCUCAUAUGAUUAUUCUGGAUAUGGUGCAAGUUCUGGGAAACCAACAGAGAAGAACCUCUAUGCAGACAUUGAAGCUGCUUGGCUUGCUCUCAGGACAAGAUAUGGCAUUCGCCCUGAAAAUGUGAUCAUCUAUGGCCAAAGUAUAGGGACAGUACCAUCUGUGGAUCUUGCUGCUCGGUAUGAGAGUGCUGCUGUUAUACUUCAUUCUCCUUUGACCUCAGGAAUGCGAGUUGCUUUUCCUGAUACUAAGAAGACCUACUGUUUUGAUGCAUUCCCAAACAUUGACAAAAUCUCUAAGAUAACCUCUCCAGUAUUAAUAAUUCAUGGGACUGAAGAUGAAGUCAUUGACUUUUCACAUGGCCUCGCAUUGUUUGAGCGGUGCCAAAGACCAGUGGAGCCUCUGUGGGUUGAAGGAGCAGGUCACAAUGAUGUGGAACUUUAUGGACAAUACCUUGAGAGGUUGAAACAGUUCGUGUCACAGGAAUUGGUAAAUUUGUAAAAUACUCUGUAAAUUUGCAUACUGGGUUUUCUUUUUUUGCUGAACUGCACUCUUGGUAAAUAACAUAAAACCUGAAGGUUUUGUUUGCAAAUCAUGUCAGUUGCCUUCAUAAAUGUACAGGUAAUGAUUUGUUAACAGACUUAAUGAAGGUUUUAAUUACCAGAACCUAGAAACUGGAAAUAACAGUAUCAUGCAGUCAGGCUGUGUAAUUUAUAUUUUUUCUUGAAAUUUUUUUUUAAACAUCAAGAUGAGUACUGUAUGAAAUUUUAAUUAAUUCUAUAAAAUCAAAUGCUGUAAAAGUAUUGCAAAUGCUUUUGCAUAUCAGAAGGAACAAAUUUAUAAAUAUUUUUAAAACAUCUCAAAGAACUAAAUCUUAUCCUGGUAUACAAAUGUAAUAUUCUUUUCCAAAAAAAAAAAAAAAAGUAAAAGCUAUAUAACUAAAGCAAUUCAAGUACUCAUAAUAGUAAAUGUUAAAAAAAUAUAUGAAAACAUGCAAGUUCACUACAGUUAACCUAAACCCUGUUGUACAGGGAUAGAGGUUUAAAUGGUUAUUAUUUUAUUGUAAAAUAAAUAAAAUUUUCUGUAUUCUCUUGUUAUACAUUUAUCCUAAAAAAUGAUGUAAGUCUUAAUUUUUAUGCCAUCUGUUAAUUUACUGAUAGUUUACCUUGUAAAUGAGAAGUCAUGAUAGCACUGAAUUUUAACUAGAUUUGAUUUAUAAGUUUGGUACUGUGACGCAGCAACUUCCAAGUUUUCUUUUUAGUUAUUUAAAAGGCAUUUAAGAGCUUUAAGAAUGAUUUUGUAUGCAAUGUUGUUUUAAAUUUUGACUAAACUUGUAGAAUUAUAGUACUCUUCAUUAUAUGAAAACCUGAAAGUACAUUAGUUGUUCUUCAACAUCAUGAACAGACUGGCUGUUUUUAAGACUAGAACUAUUGUUUUGGACUACUAUCUGAAAAUUUCAUGGAUUCACUCCUGGAUACAGGAGAUAAGAAAACAAUUAAUUCAUAACUUUUAUAUUAACCAAUAUAGUAAAAAAUAAAGCUCACACACACACACUCAAAACUAAGUUGCCUUUCCUUGAAUGAAUCCUGCCUGAAUAAAACAAUGGAAGAAAAAUAAAAAUAAAAUUAACGGUAUGUAGUCUAAUUUGUAAAUGAAUGACUAUUGAAAUAAUACACACUGUGGAUAUAUUUUAAGGCCUUAUGUAGUUUUAAUUGUUUGCUUGUUCUGUGGUUAUGUCUAAGACUAUAGUAUAUGAUUCUCCUCAAAGUAUAUCAAGUAUUGUGAAUGCUUUGGUUCAGAUGUGUCAAAUUAACAGUAAAACAACAAAUACACCACUCA
Molecule: messenger RNA, 2331 nt
Organism: Tupaia belangeri chinensis (Chinese tree shrew)
Lineage: Eukaryota; Metazoa; Chordata; Mammalia; Scandentia; Tupaiidae
Gene: ABHD17B
Product: abhydrolase domain containing 17B, depalmitoylase
Exons: 4
Coding region: 127-993 (288 amino acids)
Biological process (GO): protein depalmitoylation; regulation of postsynapse organization
Cellular component (GO): endosome membrane; plasma membrane
Molecular function (GO): palmitoyl-(protein) hydrolase activity
Source: RefSeq, a predicted model, not a curated record